Messenger RNA from Coniophora puteana RWD-64-598 SS2, 2324 nucleotides. Its product is annotated as mitochondrial Rho 1. Gene Ontology annotation, molecular function: GTPase activity; GTP binding; calcium ion binding. Gene Ontology annotation, biological process: cell migration; mitochondrion organization; small GTPase-mediated signal transduction. The transcript has 14 exons. Lineage: Eukaryota; Fungi; Basidiomycota; Agaricomycetes; Boletales; Coniophoraceae. The coding region runs from base 146 to 2080 and encodes 644 amino acids. The record is from RefSeq and is a predicted model, not a curated record. Gene Ontology annotation, cellular component: mitochondrial outer membrane.
AGAGUCGGCCCAUAAGCAUGCGCUCCCAUUGCUUCGUAUAAUCAUCUCAUCUCCUCCUUCUCCAUAGACCCCAUCUCUUGAUAUCAUUCCUUUUCUCUCGCCUUUUUCUUUCGCUUACUCUGCUUUAUUCUAAACCCGGAGCGCCAUGCGGAGAGAUGUGCGCAUUCUGUUAGUGGGAGACGAGGGUGUCGGGAAGAGUACUAUUAUCACGUCGCUCAUCAAGGAAUCCUUUGUUCCACAUGUCCAACACGUCGUCCCGGAGGUAACAAUUCCACCAGAAGUAACACCCGAGAACGUGACCACAUACAUCGUCGACUCAGGUGCUGGUCCUUCUGACAGGCCCCACCUCGAAUCAGAAAUUCGCAAGGCCCAUGUCAUCUGUGUCGUCUACUCGAUAGACAACCCAAAUUCCUUCGAUAGAAUACCCACCUUCUGGCUGCCGCUCUUUCGUCAAUUGGGCGUGAAUGUCCCUGUCAUACUCGUCGGGAACAAGAUCGAUCUACGUGGUGGGGAAGUGACCAACGAAGCUUUGGAGGAUGAGAUUUUACCGAUUAUGAACGAGUUCAAGGAAGUGGAAACAUGCGUGGAAUGUUCAGCGCAGAUGCCCCUUAACGUCUCUGAGGUAUUCUACUUUGCCCAAAAGGCCGUCCUUCACCCUACUGCACCCCUGUACGACUCGAGAGAACAUGUCCUAAAGCCAGCUUGCUUGAAAGCUCUUCAGCGGAUAUUCCAGCUUUGUGACGCGAACAAAGAUGGUGUUUUGGAUGCAUUUGAAUUGAACGAGUUUCAGCGAAAGUGUUUUGACGCACCGCUUCAACUGCAAGAGCUUGAAGGCAUCAAGGACAUGGUUCGGGAGCACUUGCCAGACGGAGUACGAGAUAAUGGGCUGACUGAGCCCGGUUUCUUGUACCUUCAUACGUUGUUCAUUCAACGAGGGCGGCUAGAAACGACAUGGACAGUCCUCCGCAAGUUUGGGUAUGCGGAAGAUCUUAGGCUGACUGAGUCCUUCUUGUUACCAAAGUUUGAGGUGCCUUACGAUUGUUCAGUUGAGCUCAGCCCCAAGGGCUACCAGUUUUUCACGGAUAUCUUCGAGACUUUCGACAAGGAUAAAGAUGGCGCGCUGAAGGCAUCGGAACUUGAUGCGUUAUUCGGUACUUCACCGGGGAAUCCUUGGGCUGGCCAAAGGUUCCCUGAGUCUACACUUGUUGAUGAGACAGGAGCUGUCACCUUACAAGGGUGGUUAGCGCAGUGGAGUAUGACGACACUGCUGGACCACAAAACCACCCUUUCCUAUCUAGCUUAUUUAGGCUUCCCCGAAGAGCCUCGGACGAUUGCUUUGACGACGACGCGACCAAGGAAGACUGAUCGGAGGAAGGGCAAAGUCACUCGAAACGUCUUUCUUUGUUACGUUUGUGGCGCCGCUGGUUCUGGAAAAACUUCUCUACUUCGUGCCUUCGCUGGCAAACCAUAUCGGGAGACGUAUGAGCCCACGAGCAAAAUGCUUAGCGUUGUCAAUGCGGUUGACAUUGAUGGUUCAGAAAAGUAUCUAGUGCUUCAGGAGUUUGGCUCGAAAUACGAGGCGGAGACGCUACGAAAUUCCAAGAAGACAGAUCUCGCCGACGUCAUUAUCUAUGUUUACGAUUCGAGCGAUACAAAUUCAUUUUCUUACAUUAGUAAUUUGCGGCAACAAUAUAGUCUAGAUCACAUACCAACUCUAUUCGUGGCCACGAAGUCAGAUCUGGAUUUGGCCCAGCAGAGACAUGAGGUCCAACCAGACGUAUAUUGCAGACGACUAGGCUUACAACUGCCUGUGUCUGUCAGUGUGGAACAGGGCCAGCUGGCCGACGUUUUCCACGCCAUCUGCAGCAUUGCUAUGAAUCCACACGCAGCGAUACCCGGUGGCGACCGAUCGUUGACCUCAACGGAGAGACUACGGAUGUAUAUCACUCUUACGGCUCUGCUUGGUGGAGCUAGUACGGGUGUCAUCAUGUUCUGGCGAACAUUCUUGCGACCUGGAGGGGCGUGGCAUGCAUGGACAACUCCAUGGGCUUCUUGGCUAUUCGGUAGACGGGACUCGUGAUUCACUCUCUACUCUUAUCGCUCUCUAGUAGACUUUGAUAUUUAGUUGGCUUUCUGGUAUACCUACUACGCAUCCUUUGGAUGGACGUGGGCUGCUGUCCUCUGCAUGGCUGCGAGGACAGACAGGAGAGAGAAUAGGACGGUUGGGAGGAGGUAGCGUGGGAGAUCCGGGGUCCGACUGGUAAAGAUCCGACGAUGCCUGCAGGCCGUCGCCUGUACUCUGUAUAAGUCAAGCAGUUCAGAAC